Molecule: messenger RNA, 1365 nt
Organism: Clonostachys rhizophaga
Lineage: Eukaryota; Fungi; Ascomycota; Sordariomycetes; Hypocreales; Bionectriaceae
Source: the annotation of a GenBank genome assembly
AUGGAUGAGCUCCCUGAAUCCGCGGCCACCAGGCCAAAGAAGGUCAUUCCCUUCAUCUGGACCGAAAACCUCAACACGACAUUCCUCAGCCACUUCUCUCCUCGCUUUCCGACCAACCGACACAGGAGCCGAUCAAGGGCAAAGUGGAACAGCUCCGAUAUCAGCAAUCUGCAGCGAUCUUUCAACCUUUGGGACGGUAUUCGGGCGCUUCAGAAGCGGAGAUGGCAGAAGACCGACUUGCAAUACGCCGUCCUGGCGUUCUUGCUGUUGUUCUCUCUUUCAAUUGCCCCGUCUGCUCCAGGUCUGAAGACCUUUGCAGUCAUCGGCGGUCUGUGGCUGCUGCUUAUGCCAGCGACGAGACAGUUCUUCCUGCCAUCGUUGCCUAUCUGGGUCUGGCUUGUGUAUUUCUUUUGUAGCCGCUUCAUCCCUUACGACUACCGGCCACACAUCUGGGUGCGAGUUCUUCCAGCCCUGGAAAAUGUCCUGUACGGCGCGAAUCUCUCCAACAUCUUGUCCGCUCACCAGCACGCGGUUCUUGACAUUCUCGCCUGGAUCCCAUACGGCCUCAUCCAUUUUGGUGCCCCCGUCUUCACCUCCCUCGUAAUGUUUAUUUUCGCCGCUCCCGGAUCGACUCCCGUCUUUGCUCGCACCUUUGGUUGGAUGAGCGUCCUCGGUGUCACUAUCCAGCUCGUGUUCCCAUGCACACCCCCAUGGUACGAAAACGAGCGCGGUUUGGUUCCCGCUCAGUAUGGGAUGCCCGGGUCACCCGCCGGCUUGGCACGAGUCGACGCGAUCUUCGGUAUCGAUCUGUACACGACCAACUUCUCAUCGGCACCUGUCCCGUUCGGUGCUUUCCCCUCCCUCCAUGCUGCGAACGCAGUUUUGGUCGCCCUCUUCCUGACCCACUGCUUCCCUCAGUUCAGGACUGCCCUCAUCAUCUACGCUGGAUGGGUUUGGUGGGCUACCAUGUAUCUGAGCCACCACUAUGCCGUCGACCUGGUGGCUGGCGGUCUGAUCGCCUCCCUCUUCUUCUACACCGCUCGUGCCCGCUGGCUUCCUCGUCGACAACCCGAGAACUUCACCCGAUGGGAUUACGAGUACGUCGAAUACGGUACAUCGCAUAAGCUCGAGGACGAGGAGCGUGGUCUUUACUAUUCGGCCGGGCUACUGGCUCGCAGCCGCAGCACCUCGAGCGAUGGCUGGACGCUUGGCAGCAGCUCCAGCUGGUCAUCCGGCAGUGGCACCCUGAGCCCGACAACCCCAGAAAGCGGCGGCUUCUUCCUCGAGGAUGGCACCAGCAACAAGUGGAAUGGGUCCAUUGCAGCAAGAGAGAUCGAACUCUCUGAGGUGGUAGUGACGCGAUGA